AUGUCUGCGCCAGAAGUGGACGAUCCGCAGCCGUUUUCGGAAAACGAUGUAAGUCAAUAACGGUUUUUCAAUGUUUCAUUUAGGAAAAUGCUACACCACUCGUUGAUUUCGACGGGAUGAGUGCUUAUGUUACCCAGGCGGUAUCCAUCUUGAUAGGCGAGUCCAAUGCUGACCUUAUUACUGAAGCUUUGGACAAUGGAAGGACAGUUGUUGAGAAAUUCAUCAGUGAUCCUCAAGUUCCCGUCUUGGCCAUUGACAAAUGUGUAAGAAGAAGUGAAGAUGGGGCUGACGACACUUCCGUUGUUUAUACUGCGUUGAUCGAAAUGCAGUAUAGGAAGGAUCGUUUGGGAACGAUUAUUUUUUCUAAAAAGGGACAAACUAUCACAUCAGAUGCACCUAUUCAAGAUCAGGUGUUAGUGAUAUCGUAAGUUUUAUUGCUGUUUUUGUUACAUUCGUCAUGAAUUCUUCAAAGUUUUGUUUAAGAAUGGAUGGUUCUGACCCUUAUGGAUCAACAUGUGUUCACGUUGGAAAAGCACUGGCUCCAUACUUCAAAUCGACCAUCAAGGAUCACAGAAGAACCGAAAGGGAAGGCGACAAGCUUGUUCCUGCGGUCGAGAAAGGCCUCAAUGAGGUUGAAGUUGCUUUGAUUCACCUGAAGCAGAACAUAGAGAUCCCAGAUGUCGAGUUGCUUGUUCAUCCUAAAGUCCAAUCUGUUGUUGAUGCGGCGAAAGCCGUUGGAAAGAAACCUAUGGUCGGAGAUUUUGGUGAAGACUUGAAUGACGCCAACUUUUUGAACACUUUGCAAUCGGGAGUUAAUCAUUGGAUCGUGGAUAUUCUGAAGGUCACACGGAUGGACAGGAAUCCAGAAUCGGGAACAGCGCUUCAAGAAGUGGCCUUCUGGUUAAACUUGGAAGGGGCUUUGAGGAAGAUCCAGACUGAACGGGAGAGUGAAGGAGUUUGCCUCACUAUUGAAGUCCUGAAACAUGCCAAGAGAUUCCAUGCAACGGCUUCGUUCGACGAGAACACACAUCUGAAAGAGAGAAUGGCCACAGCUUCUGACUACAGUUCAUUUAUGAGGGAUCUUCCUUUGAAUGAUCUUAUGAGUGCCAAUGGAUUUUCUGAAAUUGGAAAGGCCUUGAGCAAUAUUUUCAACAAUUUGAGGAAGAUCCGGAACACUAAAUAUCCAAACACCCGCGCUUUUGCUUUUCUCCAAGCUUUAUCCCGCGAUUCUACAGCUCAAAUCGUAAAGGUAAGAACUAUUUUUGAUAUACAAAAUUUUUUUUGGGCUUUGCAAUCACACCGCUUGAUGGUCAUACCAAUGGAUGAAUUCGAAAGUAUCUACAAAAAGUUUAUGGAGAUUAUGACCAAAUGGGACACAGAGUAUGAGAAGAUGCAUUCGAUCAUGAGAGAUAUGAAGAAGAAAGACCCUGAAUCCUUGAAGAGCUUGUCUACAUUGAGGGUGGCUUCUUUGCCUCACAAGGUCCUCGAAAAACGUAUAGAGAACAUCCGAGAAUUCAGAAGACAACACGAGCAGCUGAGCAAUGUCAUCUCCCGUGUGGUCAGAGGAUCGAAUGCGGGGGCCCCCACUGAAGAAGUUGAUUCUGUUCGAGAAAUAAAUGUGGCUUAUGAUUCCGUGAAAGGAGUGGACUGUUUGAACCUCUCAUCCGAAGGAGAAACGAACUGGGAAAAUGCUGUAAAGUAUUAUCAAGAAAGAAUUGGACGAGUCGAGUCGCAAUUGGCAAGAAAGUUUAGGGAACAAUUGGAAUCGUCCAGAUCUGCCGAAGAGAUGUUCAAGAUCUUCUCCAGAUUCAAUUCCCUCUUCUUUAGGACUCACAUAAAAUCAGCGAUGAGAGAAUAUCAAAACAAAUUGAUUGAAAGAGUCAAAGAAGAUAUCCAGAAACUUCACAAGGCAUUCGACGAUCAAGAGAACAUCAAAACAGCUACCGAACUGUGUAUUUACAAUGGAAUGCCCGAUGUGUCGGCGAUAAUAUUAUGGAACAAGCAGAUUUUAAGGCAAUUGGAUUGCUGCAUGAAGAGAGUUGUAGAUGUUUUAGGGCCUGAAUGGGCGUCUUAUCGUGAAGGUAGAGGUUUUUUAUGAAGACUAAAAGAACAUUAUUUUAGGUAGCGAACUGAAGAAAGAAGACGAAAUGUUCAGGCAGAAACUUAACACGGAUGUUCUGCUGAAUGAGUGGGUAAAUACCCUUCAGAAUAAAACACUAUCCGCUAACACAAGGAUGUUUUUGGUGGAGAAACAACAAAGGGACGGGAAACAGUUAUACCAUCUGAAGGUCAACUUUUCUCCGGAUUUAUUAGAAGUCUGCAAGGCUGUUAGAACAAUGAAAUCAUUGGACUUGAGGCCUCCUUUCAAACUUCUGAACGCUGCUCAUCAUAUAAAUAGCGUUUAUCCAUUUGCAAUAUCUUUGAUUCAAUCAGUCCAAGACUAUGAAAGUACGAAUGCCAUGGUCGCUUCACAGCCAGGUGCCGAGAUGUUGGUGGCUUCUUUCCGCAAAGAUUUGCACAAAUUAUUAUUGGAUGUAUGAAAUUUUUUCUUGGCUUUAUCGAAAUUUCAGGCUGCCCCUCACGUUUGGGAUUCUUUCAAGACAGAAAAUCUGGUAAACAAAAUCGCUGACGCUGUACUUCAUUAUCAAGAGAAGGUCCACGAACUGUUGGGAUUACUGACAAAGAUCGACAACGAUGUGAACGAGUUGGACAGUUGCAAGUACUCGAAGGAGGAAGUCGGCAAGAUUCUCCAGUCUAUUCAGGAAAACGUUGACGCUUUGUCCUACGGAAGUUACUCCAAUCAAGUUUUCUGGAUGGAGCAAUUGGAUAAGAAGGUAACAAAAGUCUCAAUGGGUUGUAAUUUUUUUAGAUCGAAGAGAAGUUGGCUGUUCGGGUCGAAGCUGCGAUUCUGCAAUGGAUUCAUUAUCUUACCAUCAGUCCCGAUGAGAUAGAAGAACAAUGGGAGGGAGAAAUCCGGCCCAUCAAGUUGACCCUGAAAAUUUCUUCACAGUGUAUGAACGUAUCUCCCUCAUUAGAGCACGCCCAUAUAAACCUGACGAAUCAACUCUUCCAAUGGCAUGGGGUUGUCACCAAACAACCUAGAGUUGUGGCUAAUCGUCAUCAGGUCGGUUUCACUUCACAUGUAUUAAUUGCAUUUUAGUCAUCGUUGAAACAGAAGCAGGAUAACCUUACUUAUAAAUCAUGUCUCUUCAAAAUGCCAAAUGGAGAAAAAGUCCUUCAAGAUGCCUAUAGAGUGGUGAACAGUGUUAUGGGAAAAGUGUCCAACUUUGUGAAUGAAUGGGUCAGAUAUCAAGUUCUAUGGGAUCUUCAAGCCGACAAGAUAAACGAACGAGUUGAGAAUGAUCUUGACAAAUGGAUUAAGGUCCUAGUUGAGAUCCGGGAUAUUAGGAGAAAGUUAGAUGAUUCUCAGGCCAAAGGAAUGUGCGCGUUCCCGAUACAUGUAGAUGUCAGUGAAGUUCAAGGAAAGGUUUUGAGUAAAUACGAGUUCUGGCAAAAGGAGAUUCAGCAAAGAUUUGUUUCGGUUUUGGGUAAGCCAUUUUAUAACUCCCAAAAUUAAUUUCAAACUUUUUACGUUUUAAUUUUACAGGCGAUGCAAUGGUAAACUUUUACAAAGAAAUCUCGAAGAUUCGGCCCGAAUUGGAAAGUCAGUCUCUGGAUUCGGUCACAUCGGAUGCAAUUGCGCUGAUCACGACUGUUCAAGGGUUGCGUAAGAGGAUCGAUAUUAAUGAUGCCAUUGUGAACAAAUUCAAAACUGGAGAACAAAUCCUGGUCACUCAAAGGCAUCCUCUCCCUAAUUCAUGGAUAUACGCCGAACAUGUUGCUGGCGAAUGGAGUGCUUUGUUGGAAUUGCUGAACAGAAAGAACACAGCCAUCCAAUCGAGGGUAGGGUGUACACAUCAGGGGUAUUUACCAUUUUUGCAGGUCGCUAAUCUACAGCAACGAAUCAAGGAUGAAGAUGAGAAUGUGGAGAAACUGGUUGUGGAUGUCCUGAAUGAAUGGGACAAAACAAAACCGACUCAUGGGGAGAGAAGACCUCGAGAUGCUCUCCAAGUAUUGAACGCAUUUGAGGAAAGAUUUACCAAAGUUAAAGAUGAUCGGGAAAACAUGGUCAGGGCGAAAAACGCUCUCGAUAUCACGGAUAACCUCCGUCUUGGGAAUCAAGUGUCGAAGUUAGAUAUUGCCAUCGAAGAGUUGAAUGAUUUACGCAGUAAGUUGUUGUUAGGAAGUAGUUGGAAUGUGUUUUUUGAUGACUAGUCUGUUAUUAUUAGGUGCUUGGAAUGCCCUGAACCCAUUGUAUGAUGAGAUUGAUGAAUUGAAAGAAAAGAGUUGGCUCAUCGUACAGCCCAGAAAGAUCAGACAAGUCUUAGACGACCUUAUGGUGUCGCUGAAGAAUCUGCCCUCUCAAUUCAGGUCUUAUGAGUCUUAUGAACAGACUAAGAGGAUGUUACAGAAUUAUUCCAGGGUAGGAAUUUUGUCGCAGUCCGGUGUGGGAUUAUGAUCAUCCUAUUUCUAGAUGAAUGGAAUGAUCACCGAACUCCGAUCAGAAGCGUUGAAAGACCGCCACUGGGAGAAGCUGACCCGCGAGCUGCGUGUCAAUUGGAACCCCAACGAACUGACUUUGGGCCAGGUCUGGGAAGCGGAUUUGAUAAGACACGAAACGGUUAUCCGACAGAUUUUGUUGGUGGCCCAAGGGGAACUGGCACUCGAAGUCUUCCUAAAACAAGUCAAAGAUUUCUGGCAAGGAUAUGUGGUAGAGUUGGUUAACUAUCAAAACAAGACCAGUUUGAUCAAAGGAUGGGAUGAAUUGUUCAACAAACUGAAGGAACAUAUUAAUUCUCUGACAGCCAUGAAGUUGUCUCCCUAUUACAAGGAGUUUGAAGAGGAUGCCCUUUCGUGGGAAGAUCGUCUUAACAAGAUCAAUUCCUUGUUUGAUGUUUGGAUCGAUGUCCAAAGGAGAUGGGUCUACCUGGAAGGUCUUUUCUCCGGCUCAGCUGAUAUUGCGACACUUUUGCCUAUGGAAUCCAGCAAGUUCUCUGGAGUUUCCAAUGAAUUCCUCGCUUUGAUGAGGAAAGUCAGCGGAAGCCCAAGAAUUCUUGAAGUUGUCCAUUUCCAAGUAAGCGAAGCUAGUUGGGCUGAUGCAAUCUUUUAGGGGGUCCAAAGACUCUUGGAACGGUUGGCCGAAAUAUUGGCCAAGAUUCAGAAAGCUCUUGGUGAAUACUUGGAAAGAGAACGUUCAUCGUUCCCUCGGUUCUACUUUGUUGGGGACGAAGAUUUACUCGAGAUUAUGGGCAAUUCAAAGGAUAUGAUGAGAAUUCAGAAACAUCUCAAGAAAAUGUUCGCUGGUAUUAUGACAGUUGACUUUAACGAGGAGUCCCGCCAAAUACUUGCAUUGAUCAGUCGUGAGGGUGAGACUGUGACUUUGGAGACGCCAGUUGAUUUGAACAAACUGCCCAAGAUAGAUGAUUGGUUAAGAGAAUUGGAGAAUGAAAUGAGAAGGACAUUGUCAAGACUUCUACAAAGGGCUGUGGAGGACUUUGGCAAGUUCGAUGUGUCAGCUUUGAAAUCCGAUGAUUACAUGUUGUGGCUUGACACUUACCCUGUAGGUUUCGAAAAUUUUUGGGCAAUGCGUUUUUUCCAGGCGCAAGUUGUCUCUAUUGCUGCUGAUAUUUGGUGGUCGACAACUAUCGAAGGAGUUCUUACAAGCGGAAAAAAACUGGACAAUGUUCUGUCCAACGUGGAAGGGACCCUUUCUCUUUUGUCCGAGUCCGUCUUAUGUGAUCAACCUCCAAUCAGGAGGAAGAAGAUUGAAAACUUGGUAUGUUUUAUAUGGCAUUACUGUUAUUGGUUGUUUUAGAUUACCGAAUUUGUCCACAAGCGUGAUGUCACCAGAAAAUUGGUCAAACUUGGCGUCAGCAACAAUACCGACUUCCAUUGGCUUCAAGUUAUGAGGUUUUAUCUUGACAGUAAACAAAUCAACGACCCUGCCAAAUGUUGCAUUGUUAGAAUUGCGAACGCCCAAUUCUACUAUGGAUUCGAAUAUCUUGGAAUUCAGGAGAGACUGGUUCAGACGCCGCUUACCGACCGCUGUUUCUUAACGAUGACGCAGGCCCUUCACUCCAGAUACGGAGGGUCUCCUUUUGGCCCUGCUGGUACAGGAAAGACGGAGUCCGUUAAAGCCCUCGGUCAUCAAUUGGGAAGAUUUGUCUUAGUCUUCAAUUGUGAUGAGACGUUUGAUUUCCAGGUAAUGGCUUAAGAGGUUUAGGUUGAUGCAAUCUUACAGGCUGUUGGCAGAAUUCUUGUCGGUUUGUGCCAAGUUGGAGCUUGGGGUUGCUUUGACGAGUUCAAUCGAUUGGAGGAACGAAUGCUCUCUGCUGUUUCUCAGCAAAUCCAAACCAUCCAAGAAGCCGUAAGAGCAGGUGGACAGAUGACUGUUAAUCUGGUGGGAAAGAAUCUAAACGUGAAUGCAAGCAUGGCCAUCUUCAUCACCAUGAAUCCUGGAUAUUCCGGAAGGUCGAAUCUGCCGGAUAACCUUAAGCAGCUCUUCCGAUCUUUGGCUAUGACCCAGCCAGACAGGAAUCUGAUUGCCGAAGUCAUGCUCUUCUCCCAAGGAUUCAGCACCGCCGAGGUUUUGGCUCGAAAAAUUGUGCCACUCUUCAUGUAAGCUGUGUUGGAAAAUAUAUAAAGGCACUGUCUUUUUAGCUUAUGCAAGGAGCAACUUUCCAAUCAAUCUCAUUAUGACUUUGGUCUCCGUGCCUUAAAAUAUGUAUUGGUCUCGGCCGGAAAUAUUAAGAGGGAGGAACUUCAGUCAGCAAAAGGAACGCCAGAUGGGGAUCCCCAAAUCGCUGAACAGAGAAUACUCAUUCAAUCGGUUUGUGAUACUCUGGUACCGAAGUUGGUCAGCGAAGAUAUCACUCUGUUAUCGUCCCUGCUGCAAGAUGUCUUUCCGGAUGUGUCGUACAAACCGAAAGAGAACCAAGCGUGAGUGCUUUGUCCGUUUUUCUCAUCUCAUAAUUUGCAGCCUUCGAAGUGAAAUUGCCAAGGUCUGUGACAAACUUUAUUUGUCUUAUUCUGAUGCCGUUGGACAGAAUGGACAUCUGUGGUUGGAGAAAGUGAUGCAGUUAUAUCAGAUCACCAACCUCAAUCACGGUCUCAUGCUUGUUGGCUCCAGUGGAUGCGGUAAAACCAUGGCUUGGAAGGUUCUUUUGAAGGCUUUGGAGAACUUUGAAGGUGUAGAAGGAGUGGCACAUGUGAUCGAUGCCAAGGCCAUGUCAAAGGAUUCUCUGUACGGUGUGUUGGAUGCAAAUACGAGAGAGUGGACUGAUGGUUUAUUCACCCAUAUAAUUAGAAAGUAGGUUUACUGAUACGUUUUAAAUCAUCUAUAGAAUUAUCGACAAUAUCCGAGGUGAGGCCGAUAAAAGACAAUGGAUUAUCUUUGACGGCGAUGUCGAUCCCGAAUGGGUUGAGAAUCUGAACUCGGUGCUGGACGACAACAAAUUGUUGACCCUUCCCAAUGGAGAACGGCUCUCAAUCCCGCCAAAUGUCAGAAUCAUCUUCGAAGUGUCUGAUCUGAAAUAUGCUACUUUGGCUACAGUUUCCCGAUGUGGAAUGAUCUGGUUCAGUGAGAAUGUGGUCAGUGCAGACAUGUUAUUUGACAACUACUUAAACCGUCUGCAACAUCUUCCUCUUACUCCUGAUGCUAAGACGUCGGUUGACGAUAUCUUGGCUUCAUCAAGUUCCCAGAAAACCUCAGCUGAUGUAAUGCAAGCAAGUGUAGCUCCAGGAACUGUAUCAAUAACAACGUUGGAAGCUUCAUCAACCGCCAUGUCAGCGUCGUCUCUGUCAGUGUUCGCAUCCUCGGCUACUAAUAUCUCCACGACGAAUGUCUCUGUUCAGAAUCAAAGAGCUCUCCAUAUUCAGAAUGUCUGUGCCACAGCCUUGUCCGACCACUUCAAUCCAAAUGGCUUAGUUCCGCUUUCUCUAAACUUCUCAUUGGAGAGUGUCGAACAUAUCAUGGAAGUCACUAAACAACGUCUUUUACUCGCAUUUUUUUCCAUGAUGAACUACUCCGUCAGACAAGUUAUCAACUACUGCGAGAUGCACCAAGACUUCCCAUUGGCUGAUGACCAAGUUCAGAAUUACAUUAGUAGGGCCAUGCUGGUAAAUUUGGUAUGGUCUUUGUCCGGAGAUGGAAAGUGGAAAUGCCGGCAGAAGUUGUCAAACUUUGUUCGUGACUCUACUACAAUCAUGUUGCCUCCAAACGACCAGCAUCCUAUUAUCGACUACGAAGUCGUAAUUGAAGGAGGCGAAGUUCAAUGGGCGGCAUGGUCGAGGAAGGUACCCAAGAUGGAAAUCGAUGCCAACAGAGUUGCUUCUGGAGAUGUGGUUGUACCAACGAUGGAUACUGUUAGACAUGAACUACUUCUAAAUACUUGGUUGAGUGAGAGGAAACCAUUGGUUCUUUGUGGGCCUCCUGGUUCUGGUAAAACGAUGACUCUGCUUUCUGCUUUGAGGUAAGAUUUAUUUGCCCGGAUAACCUAUUUCCUUUAGGUCUCAACCUGAUAUGGAUGUCAUUAAUGUCAACUUUUCAUCGUCAACUACUCCAGAAUUGCUGUUGAAGACGUUUGAUCACUACUGUGAGUAUAGAAGAACACCGAAUGGGCUCGUUCUGGCGCCUGUUCAACUCGGAAGAUGGCUGGUUAUCUUCUGUGACGAGAUAAAUUUGCCUACUCCGGAUAAAUAUGGAACUCAACGAGUUAUUUCCUUCCUGAGACAAUUGGUUUCUCAAAACGGAUUCUACAGACCAAGUGAUCAGCAAUGGAUCUCAUUGGAAAGAAUACAAUUUGUGGGCGCUUGCAAUCCUCCCACUGAUCCGGGGCGACAUCCUUUAUCUGAAAGAUUCCUCAGACACGUGCCAGUGGUCUAUGUUGAUUAUCCAGGACAUUCUUCGCUUGUUCAAAUUUACGGAACUUUUAUCAGGGCAAUUCUUCGUAUCUUCUCCCAUCUCUUCAGCUAUGCCGAACCCAUUACCGAAGCUAUGGUCGAAGUUUAUCUCCGCUCGCAGGAAAGAUUUACUCAAGACGAUCAACCCCAUUAUGUAUACUCGCCUCGUGAACUUUCACGAUGGGUGCGAGGUGUAAGCGAAGCAAUUGCUCCCCUUGAUACUCUUGAAUUGUCGGAUUUGGUUAGACUGUGGGCCCAUGAAGGUCUGAGACUCUUCCAAGAUCGUCUUGUGAGGGACGAAGAGAGAAAAUGGACUGAUGAUCUUGUGGAUGAGGUGGCCGGAAAAUUCUUUGGAGCGGUUGUGAAUAUCAGUGAGACGUUGCAAAGACCUCUUUUGUAUUCGUGUUGGUUAACAAAGGUAAUGCACGCCAGUAAUCAUGAACGUUUUUUUUUUUUACAGAAUUAUCUGCCGGUUACUAGAGAAGAACUUCAAAAAUAUGUGGAAGCGAGGAUUAGAAACUUCUGUGAAGAGGAGUUGGAUGUUAGACUGGUUCUUUUCGAUCAGAUGCUGGACCACAUUUUAAGAAUCGACAGGAUUUAUCGCCAACCUCAAGGGCAUCUUUUGUUGAUCGGAGUUUCUGGUGCUGGAAAAACAACGUUGUCUCGCUUUGUGGCCUGGCUAAAUGGCUUAUCGGUGUUCCAAUUAAAGGUAUGUUUUUAUAACAUUGUGGUGGAUUAUGUAUUGCUUAGGUACACUCAAAUUAUACUGGAGCCGACUUCGACGAGGACAUCCGCCAUGUUCUCCGCCGUGCUGGAUGCAAAGGAGAGAAGAUUUGUUUCAUUAUGGACGAGUCAAAUAUGUUGGACACUGGUUUCUUGGAACGUCUUAAUACUUUGUUGGCGAAUGGUGAAGUUCCUGGUCUUUUCGAAGGCGACGAAUUCACAACCUUGAUGAACCAAGUUAAAGAAAAUGCCCAGAGACAAAACUUGAUGUUGGAUUCUAACGAUGAAUUGUACAAGUUUUUUACCAAUCAGGUAUCGAAAUUUUUUCAAAACUUAUUUUUAUUUAUGCAACUAUUAUAUAUUUUGUUGUCCGCAAAAAACUUCUCGCUGUCCGCAAAUGAGAAUAUUUUUUUUUGUCUAAAACUCAACAUUUUGUAGCAAGGUUUAUAUAAUUUUUAAAGAUAUUUCUUUUAAACGACUAGUAGGAUAUUCUGAGUAUUUCAAAGAUAAGAAGCAGUUUGGAUAGGAGGUCUGAUGAUGUUUUGCAUGAUGUCGGUGAGAAGUUUUUAUUUGUGGGCAGCGAAAAGUUUCUUUGCGGACUGCGAAUCAUCGUAUUUAUAGGUUAUACGAAACCUUCACGUGGUUUUCACCAUGAAUCCAUCUGGCGAUGGCCUCAGAGAAAGAGCUGCUACAUCCCCGGCCUUAUUCAAUCGGUGUGUCUUGAAUUGGUUUGGAGAUUGGGAGAACUCGUCCCUCUAUCAGGUUGGAGUCCAGCUAACCUCGACCAUCGACAUGACCAGGCCCGAGUAUGUUCCUCCAAUGGCCAUGACUCGAUGCUGCGACCUCAUCAGUGAACCAAUCGAAUAUCACAAUUCGGUUAUAAACGCAUUUGUUCAUAUUCACAAUUCUGUGAGAAAAAUCAACGAAUCCGAAGGAAAGAAGGGACAUCAAGUUAUGGCAUUGACUCCCAGACAUUUCCUCGACUUCAUCCAACAUUAUAUCAGAUUAUUUAAAGAGAAGAGAGAAGAACUGGAAGAAGAGCAACGACAUCUCGAUAUAGGUCUUCAGAAGAUUAGCGAAACUGAAGAGCAAGUCCAGGAACUUCAGAAAUCGUUGACCAGCAAGAGCAAAGAUCUGGAAGAGAAGAAGAAUGCCGCUAAUGCCAAACUCCAGCAAAUGAUGGAGAAUCAAAAGAAAGCUGAAGAUGAGAAGGUUCUUUCCGAAAGACUGCGGAAGGAAUUGGCCGCUGAUCUCGUCCAGAUUGACAAGAAGAAGGAAGAAGUUGGAGCAGAUCUGGCUCAAGUGGAACCGGCGGUAGAGGACGCCAAACAGGCUGUGAAAGGAAUCAAGAAGCAACAACUUUCUGAACUCAGAUCCAUGCAGUCUCCUCCAGCUAUCGUUAAAUUGGCCUUGGAAUCUAUUUGUAUUUUGUUGGGAGAGGAUCCGAAUAUUGAUUGGAAGGGAAUUCGAACUGCUAUGGUGAAGGAUGACUUUAUUCCUAGAAUUCUGCAAUUUGACUCUGAGAAUGUGCGACCAGAAAUCUUGGCGGCGACGCAGAAGUACGUCAAGAAUCCGGAUUUUGAUUUCGAGAAGGUAAACUAUCCUUUGUAUUUUAUUCGCUUGUGUAUUUAUUGGUGACUUUCCUAAGUUUAGGUUAAUCGAGCUUCCGUUGCUUGUGGUCCUAUGGUUAAAUGGGUGAAGGCGCAGUUGCUUUAUUCGGAUAUGCUGGGGAAAGUGGAACCUUUGAGAAUGGAGUUGGUACGACUAGAGAAUGAUGCGAAGACGAAGACUAAGAAGUGCGAUGAGUUGGAAAGAGUGAUCACAGAAUUAGAACAAUCCAUUGCGUCAUACAAGGAAGAGUAUGCUCAACUUAUUGCGCAAGCAGAGUCUAUCAAGGCUGAUCUCGCGCUGGUUCAGGAGAAAGUUCAACGGUCAAUUCAACUCUUGAAGUCGUUGAGGGCUGAAAGAGAUCGAUGGCAAUCGGGAUGCGACAACUUCAGCCAACAGAUGGACACUUUGGUUGGGGAUGCGGUGGUUUCGGCCGCUUUCUUGGCUUAUGCUGGGUACUAUGACCAACAUCUUCGAUCCGUUCUCUUCCAACGUUGGGUCGCCCACCUGGAAGCCGGAGAAAUCAAAUAUCGACCAGAGAUUGCGAGAAUCGAAUACUUGUCUACAGUAGAUGAAAGAUUGGAAUGGACGAACAACGGAAUGCCCAAGGACGAUCUUUGCAUGGAGAACUCCAUCAUGAUCAAGCGGUUCAACAGAUUCCCCCUCAUCAUCGAUCCCAGCGGACAGGCCAUCGAGUUUAUGCAGAAACAAUAUGGAGGAAAGAGCAGCAACUUCCAGACGACCUCAUUCUUGGAUCCUUCUUUCAGGUAAUCAAAAAAAAAAAAACAUUUUUGAAAAAAACUUACGGGAUUUUAGGAAAACACUCGAAUCCGCAUUGCGAUUUGGCACAAUCCUACUUGUCAAAGAUGUCGAGAACUACGAUCCUAUUCUGAACCCUGUGUUGAACAGAGAAAUAAAACAUACUGCUGGCCGAGUUCUAAUUACCAUCGGCGAUCAAGACAUUGAUCUUUCCCCCGCAUUUAAAGUCUUCCUGGUAACUCGCGAUUCAUCGGUAAGUGAGGAUUAUGAUUUUAGUAACUUUAUGUUCUUUUAGGUUGUCUUCCCACCAGAUGUUUGCUCUCGUGUCACUUUUGUCAACUUCACAAUCACUAGGACCAGUCUGGAGACCCAAUGUUUGCAGCAAGUUUUGAGGAGCGAACGUCCAGACAUUGACAAAAAACGAAGCGAUUUGCUCAAACUUCAGGGAGAAUUCGCAGUUCGUUUGCGACAAUUGGAGAAGGCUUUACUGGGUGCUCUAAAUGAGUUGAAAGGAAAGAUUCUUGAUGAUAAUUCAGUUAUAACGACGUUGGAGAAAUUAAAGAGCGAAGCCAGUGAAGUUUCAAGAAAGGCUGCUGAAACUGAUGUUGUUAUGGCCGAGGUCGAACAAGUGUCCGCACAAUAUGCCAAAUUGGCCUUGAGUUGUUCUCUGAUCUACCUAUGUCUCUACCAUCUGCAUGAAGUUCACUUUUUGUACAGAUACUCACUUGACUUCUUGUUGGAGAUUUUUACUUCAGUACUAAACUCUCCAGAUCUAGAUUCCGUCAAAGAACCAGAAGCUCGUUUAAACGUGAUUAUCAAUAAUCUUUUCCAAGUAAGUCGAACGGCGCCUGUUUUAUAUUCUUUAGGUUUCUUAUCGACGUGUGUCUCAAGGAAUGUUGCACAAUGACAAAUCGAUGUUCGCUCUUCUUUUGAUGAGGAUUUAUCUGAAGUGCUUCAAGAAUGAGUCUGCCUAUGAGCCAUACUUUGACCAUCUCCUCUUGAAGGCUGACUUGUUCAUUGCUGAUGCCUCCAAGAAGACCUUGGAUCAGGCUGCUUCAAUCCAAAUUCCUGGUGUCAGUGAGAAGCAAAUCCUUUCUCUCCUUGCUCUUUCCCAACUUCCGGCCUUCAAGAAUAUCGUUGAGAACUGCUCUUCCAAUCAAAGUCUCGAACAAUUCAGGAAUGCGGACAAGCCAGAAUUGGAUGUUCCCGUUUUAUGGAAUGAAGACAGGGAUGACCCGAUUAUUCAGUCAUUCAAUGAAGUGUUGGUAAUCCAUGCUCUUCGCCCUGAUCGUCUUUUGGCCUCUGUUCAUAUUCUCAUUUCGAAUGUGUUCGGAAUUGACUUCAUGCAGCAAGAUAAGGUCCUUGAGUUGGGAAAUGUGCUGGAUCAAGAGGUAAGUAGAGAUUAAGGAUGAUUUAUUUGUGUAGGUAAACUGCAAGACUCCUGUCCUUCUGUGUUCCACGACCGGACAUGAUGCUUCGGGCCAAGUAGAAGAUCUCGCGUUAAACAUGAACAAGCAGGUGACUUCGAUCGCCAUUGGUUCGGCUGAGGGAUUCCAACAAGCAGAACAAGCCCUUGAGUCCUCUGGAAAGUCUGGCCGUUGGAUCUUGUUGAAGAACGUUCAUUUGGCUCCAUCUUGGUUGAAUCAACUCGAGAAACGACUACAGAAUCUGAAGCCUCAUCCGCAGUUCCGAAUCUUGAUGACUGCCGAGAUUAAUCCGAAAUUGCCCGCAACCAUUAUUCAGGUAAGUUAUGAUUGCCAGGGCGUCUUAACUCUUUCAGGCGUCUCACGUUCUUGUGUUUGAACCAGCGUCCGGACUGAAGGCCAAUCUUCUCAGAUCCGUUUCAUCAAUUCCGGCCUCACGAAUUGGGAAGAGUCCAGCCGAGAGGUCACGAUUGUAUUUCCUCAUUUGCUGGUUCCAUGCUCUUGUUCAGGAACGUCUUCGUUAUCAACCUCUUGGAUGGGCAAACUCUUAUGAAUUCUCAGAUUCCGACCUCAGGGUUGCUUGUGAUACUCUCGAUUCAGCUCUCGAUUCUGUCGCGCAAAAUCGGUCGAAUGUGUCGCCUGAUAAACUUCCAUGGUUGGCGUUAAGGACUUUGCUGUCGCAAUGUAUUUACGGCGGCAAAAUUGAUAACAAGUUUGAUCAAGUAAGUGCAGCGAGCAUAAGAUUUAGACUUUCCGGUCUUACGAUUCUAGUACUACCUUUCUAGAUCCUUCUCGACUGCUUCUUGGAUAAGCUUUUUACACCGAAGUUGUUUGAACAUGACCAUGUUUUGAUCAAUGACAUUGAUGGAAAGGCCUCUCGGUUGACGGUUCCCGAAGAAACGAAUAGAGACGCCAUCUUUUCAUGGAUGCACAACAUCAAAUCCGCUCAAAUGCCGAACUGGAUUGGACUUCCAAACAACGCCGAGAAGAUCUUGUUGACAGUCCGCGGACAAGAACUGCUGAGAAACAUGCUGAAGAUGUCGGAUGAUGAACUCGCCUAUGCUGAUGGGGAUGAUGAAAAAGCUGCAGCCCCGUCUUGGCUGGCUCAACUAUCCGAAUUGGCUCAACGAUGGUUGUCGCUGUUACCAAAAGAGGUCAAGAAGUUUAAGAGAACCAAGGAGAAUAUCAAGGAUCCAUUGUUCAGAUUCUUCGAAAGAGAAGUCAACACAGGCAGCAAUCUGCUUCAAGUUGUUCGUCAUGACCUCCAAGAUCUACUGGCUUGUGUCAAGGGAGAACAGAAGCAAGAUAACCGUAUUCGAGCGGUUGCCAAUGCUUUGAACAAGGGUUCAGUGCCCCAAUCGUGGACCAAAUAUACUGUCCCUACAUCUGUUACAGCAGCCGAAUGGGUGAAGGACUUUGAACAACGGAUCGUGCAAUUGGUUAAGUUCAGCAAAUCGGAAUGUCUCAGGGAUGAGUCUGUUUGGUUGGGAGGUCUCUUCUCUCCAGAAGCGUACAUAACAGCCACCAGACAAUUAAUCGCCCAAACCAAUGGCUGGUCCUUAGAGCAGCUCAAUAUGCAUGUCUCUGUUGGCUCUAAUGCUCCCGCAGAUCGCUUUACAAUUACUGGUAAGUCAUUCGGAAAACACCGCAUUCCUUUUCAGGAGUGCAAAUUGUGGGAGCCGAAUGUAAAUCCGGAAACACCGUCAGUCUUAUUGAUGAAGUCCAAAGUGACCUUGGGGAAAUGCACUUCUCGUGGAAGCUGGAAGCCAACAACUCUGAGACGAUCAGCCUUCCAGUCUACCUGUAUUCAAACCGCCGGAAUCUGUUGUUCACCAUUAAUCUCCAACCAGAAAACUUCCAGAAAUCGUUGUUGUACGAAAGAGGUGUAUGUGUUUUCAGUAAUUCAGUUCUGUCUUAA
Bursaphelenchus xylophilus (pine wood nematode) is the source of this 15393-nucleotide messenger RNA. NCBI's taxonomy places the organism in Eukaryota, Metazoa, Nematoda, Chromadorea, Rhabditida, Aphelenchoididae. The record is from the annotation of a GenBank genome assembly.